Molecule: messenger RNA, 462 nt
Organism: Panicum virgatum (switchgrass)
Lineage: Eukaryota; Viridiplantae; Streptophyta; Magnoliopsida; Poales; Poaceae
Product: glycine-rich cell wall structural protein 1-like
Exons: 1
Coding region: 1-462 (153 amino acids)
Source: RefSeq, a predicted model, not a curated record
AUGGCCGGAGCUGGGCCGGCGGCUAGGAAAUCCGGUGAGGAGCCAACUCACCGUGGCGGCGCUCGGGUGGAAAAUCAGAGGCAGGCGAGGUUCGAGGUCGGGGAUGGCGGCCUCCGUAGUGCCCCUGGGGUCGCGGCAAGGCUACUGCGCGGCCUAGCUGGGACUCCGGUGCGGCGGGGCAACGUGGACGCGGCGGCGCAGGGUCUCCGAGCGGCGGGGUUGUACUGGUGCGGCGGCUUAGGGUUUGUGGCGGCCUUUGGCUUGGGGUGCGGGUGCUGGGGGUCCCCUGGGGCCAAUUAUAGGCCGGCGGUGAUCCUGGGACCUGUGGGUUAUGGGCGCGGCGAGAUCUCCGGCAGGGGGAUCGGCUUGGCUGGCGCGCUAGAGAAGGAAGGGGGGGCGGGGAAGGGGAUGACGGGCGGGCCUGGGGGCUCAGCGGGGGCGACGCGCGCGCGGGCGGGGUAG